Brassica napus (rape) is the source of this 1968-nucleotide messenger RNA. Its product is annotated as LOB domain-containing protein 12-like. The transcript has 2 exons. Bases 319 to 891 code for a protein of 190 amino acids. The record is from RefSeq and is a predicted model, not a curated record. NCBI's taxonomy places the organism in Eukaryota, Viridiplantae, Streptophyta, Magnoliopsida, Brassicales, Brassicaceae.
CGGAAGAAUAUUGGAAGGAAUAUGGCUAAAGGGAUUCAAUAAACUUGGUCGUGAGAAUGGUUACAAAAAAUGUCGUCAGAAAAAACCCAAGGCUGGUUGUUUUCUUGAUUAAAGUUAGAAUUAAAUGAACACAUGUGAACACCAACCUCGCUCUCUCCAAAGCCUUCAAAAACCUAUUAUAAAUACAGAACUCUCUAACUCUCUCCCUUUAACACUAAGCUUUUCUUUCUUCCUUCUAUAUUCUCAAACUUAAGAAAACUCUAUACUUAGGUAACAAUUCAAAUUAAUAAGACAGGUGUGGUCGUGAUCAAAGCAGAGAUGGGCGGUCCAGGAUCAUCAUCACCAUGUGCUUCGUGUAAGCUUCUUCGACGACGCUGUGCAAAAGAUUGUAUCUUUGCACCUUAUUUCCCUCCUGACGAUCCUCACAAAUUCGCCAUUGUUCAUAAGGUCUUCGGCGCAAGCAACGUCAGCAAAAUGUUGCAGGAACUACCAGUUAAUCAAAGAGCUGACGCGGUGAAUAGUCUGGUUUUUGAAGCAAACGCACGAGUUAGAGAUCCGGUAUAUGGCUGCGUAGGAGCAAUCUCCUACUUACAAAACCAAGUCUCACAGCUUCAAAUGCAACUAGCAGUGGCUCAAGCCGAGAUUCUCUGUAUCCAGAUGCAACACGAGCAACCUUUACAAUCUCAUCAUCAAGUACUUGAACUAGACCAAGACGAAAAAGCUCUCUUGCUAAACAACAAUAAUAUCAAUAACUGCAACAACGACAAUAACAACUUGGGUUAUGCCAUGUCUUCUGGGCAGUUUAACUCUAACUUUGCUUCUCCAAGUAGUAUAAUGCAGAUGCAGAUGCAAAUGCAAGACCCUCUUAAGCAAGAAUCUCUAUGGACUUGACUUAAGCCAUUGUUAUAAAAUUAAUCAUCGUUGUUUGGAAAAACACAAUGAAGACUCGACAAGUUUGCUUCUUGGCUAUGUUUAAAAAGAGAAAGAUGGGAACAAGUUUCGUGUAAGCAAAGUAAUAUAAGUCAAAAGCUUUAAUGCAUGCAUGUGGUGGUGAUGAGUUGUGGUUAGAAGCUUUAGAAUUAGAGAUCUGUUUUUAUUUCCCUCUUAAUUUGGUUUCUCACUGUAUUUUUCUUUUUACAUCGUUUGAACAGUGAAAUUAGAUCUAAUUCCAAACCCUGUUUAAUUUUCUUUCAAGUCUAAGAAUUUCUUUUUUGGCUGAAGUCUUCAAGAAACUGCUCUAUCCACACACGCUUUCAUUCCCAAAGAACCGACUCAAAACGGUUUCGAGUUCAGAUUAAGAGAAAAUUUACCCGGUUCAAUGGAUAAGUUUAAAGAAGAGAGAUGAUCAGUAUUUUAAAAUUACAUUGCUUAGAAAACAAAAGCAAGUUUGCUUUACCUGGAAUAUAUUUAUAUAUACAUAUAUAGAAUAUCCUAGAAAGCAGUAGAUUUUGUUUCUACUUGCCACAAAGUGAAGUCGAAAUCGAAGAAAAAUCAAGUUGAAAUCGACAUUUUAUUCAAAAACAAAUCUACAUGAUUCAACCUUUAUAAUUCGUUUGACAUACUAUAUAGAUUAUUAAUAUUAUUUUGAACAUUAAGUUACUAUAUAUUUAUUCGACCGACUUGAUUUGAUUAAUCAUAAGCAACACGUUAUAACGUAAAGUCGCAUGUACUGUUGCUUUUGUUUAGCAAAUAAUUUUUAAUUCAUAAAAUUCAGUUAGAAAAGAGGAGGUGGUGUUGAAUUUGAUUAUGUUAUCUCCAUUGCUAGUGUUCAUGUGAUCAGUAGACAAAAAAAAAUCAAAAUAUUGCCUGUCAACAGGGGAAAGAAUCUUUUUUCUAACAAUAAUCUAUGAAUCUAUCAUGUUUUUGUCACAAUUUUUAUUUUGUGAAAUUGCAUCUUGUAUACAUAUUUUUUUUCCUACUUAGAUCAAUACUUUAAAUUCCACACACCAUGGUGUCUUCGAUGAUAGA